This is a messenger RNA of Aspergillus oryzae RIB40, 378 nucleotides long. RefSeq lists its product as uncharacterized. The coding region runs from base 1 to 378 and encodes 125 amino acids. The transcript is spliced from 2 exons. Lineage: Eukaryota; Fungi; Ascomycota; Eurotiomycetes; Eurotiales; Aspergillaceae. The record is from RefSeq and is a predicted model, not a curated record.
AUGGAGCCUUCAGUCAGCGACUUCAAGCUUGUCGGACUGGCGGCGGGGUUCACACUAGGGUUCGGUUUCCUUACAGUCUGGAAUGCAAUUAAGCAGACUUCAGAAAUUGAGAAGCCCUACAAGAGCCCUUUCGUUAUUCUCAUCUGGAUUGAAAUACUUUCCAAUGUGGUAAUCGGAGUAAUGGGGUGGCUUGUGCUGGAGGGCAUUGUACCUGUCAUCGCUAAUACUGUCCCCCCAGUGCACCUGUAUUGGCGCUUCUACUAUUCUGCUGGGCCCUCGAGAUCCAAUGUUGUAUGCAAGUCAUCAUUAACCGCAUCUACGUCGUGGUGGAAAAGAAGAAGACAGCGAGGAAAGUCAAAUGGGGCACUGCUUGCCUGA